Molecule: messenger RNA, 10746 nt
Organism: Stegostoma tigrinum
Lineage: Eukaryota; Metazoa; Chordata; Chondrichthyes; Orectolobiformes; Stegostomatidae
Exons: 5
Coding region: 149-1510 (453 amino acids)
Cellular component (GO): nucleus
Source: RefSeq, a predicted model, not a curated record
AUUACGCCCAUCCAUCCGACCGCCCGCCCACUUUCCUCCCCUUCCAUCUCUCAGCGCAAUUUCCGGCGGUAGUCCGGUCCUCCUGAAACCCAAAUUAACACCGAGGCGCUCAUCUCGAAUCUUAACCGUGGCUCUACUUUCCCCAGCUAUGGCUGCUAGGAGGGGUAAAGUGGCCCGCCGGUUUUCAGACACUUCCCUGGAAGUGCUAGUAGCGGCGGUCAGAGCCAGAGCCAAAGUGCUUUUUCCCCGCUCUGGGAAGAAGGUUCACAGCAGCUUAUCUAAGAAAGCGUGGCUGGAAGUGGCCGAGGAAGUCAGCAGACUGAGCAUCACCCCCAGGACCUGGAUUCAGUGCAGGAAGCGAUUCAAUGAUCUCACUCGUUCAGCCAGAGAAAAGGCAGCGCACAACAUGAGGGAAAGGAGCAGAUUAGGUGGGGGUACAACUGAUGUUGUAGCUCUCAGCCCCGUAGAGCAAUCAGCGAUGGACAUCAGCGGCACAUCGAAAGCGAUCAGCAUUGGAGAUGGCGAGGCCGGCGGAUUCUCCAAGCAUGCCGACUGCUUCACCAUCGUGCCUCUUCACAUGGCCCAGGCGAUUCCUGUCAGCAUCAAAACCUCGCCCAGUCCGCCUCCUCCUCGGGAAGUUUUCGAAGAGGAGCCUCCGGAGGAGGACAAACCCGCGGCCUCCCUCCCGAGCGGUAGCGCUGAGCUGGCCGAGCUCGAGCAGGAUAAGAGCGAGGCCGAGGGCCCGGCUCCGCUCAGCGGGACGGAGCGGGAACGGGAGGGCCCGGAGAUGUCGCGCCGGCGGGUCUUACCUUCCCCCGGUCCCGCCGACUGGGACGGGGACUCGGACCUGCGGGACCCGGCCAUCAAGAGGAAGAUGCUGGAAGCUCACCAACGGCUGUACCAGGUGUUGGAAGGCCUGCCGAAGACUCUGAGCGCCAUGUCCGAGAGCAUGGAGGAGAGCACCUCCGCCAUGUGCGGGGUGGUGUCGCACGUGGUUUCCACUCUGCAGUCCACCCUGGAAAGUACGACCACCCCCCGGGAGAGUACGCUGGCCGAGCCCCCUCAGCCGGAGACCCCGUCGCCCACCGUCAACUCUUUGAUCGAGGCUCAAACGGCCGCCAUCCAGGCGCUGGGCGCCAACGUUUGCUCGGCCUUGGAGAGGAUGGCGGGUCAGCUGGACACCCUGGUGGAUCGCGUGGACCGGGGCUUCGAGACCGUCUCCCACCUCUUGCGGUCCGCCCUGCCUCAGACGGGCGGCAGUGAAGAGACGAAGCCCCGCGCGGGCCGCGCCGGCGCGAGCUGCCCUUUCCCGCCAAAUCCUCUGCCUUGCGCUGCCCCGGUGUCAAACCGUCAGCUGAGCCAGGGGGCGCUGCAGCCGGAGGGCACUCCCCCGCGAGCGCGCGCCCCCAGGAGCCAACGGUCUCCGCGAGCUUGCCAGGAGGCGCCCGCUAAUUCCUGCUUGACGGGAGGAACGUCUCGUAGGAGUGGCAAAGUUGGGCUUUCACAUUGACCAGGAACCAGUUGAUAUCAGAUAGGAGUGCAACCGCCACUGAGAAUCAUUUGGAGGAGGAAGAGAUCCAUUAUAUUGCUCUGAAUCUAUCUCCAACAAAUCCAACACGUAGUGCGGCAUGUCAAAUUGUGUAUGCAUAGGUUUGGCCGGGAGCCCUGUUAAAAAAAACCUAUCAUCACCAUCCAGCUGUAUAUCAAAGUGACUGAAAACAGAACACAACACAAGCACUUCACCAAUUUUGCUGCAUUUGUUUUUGUUCAAAGCUUUUAACAUUAUCUUGGCAAGAGGUUAGAACAAUGCCUAGCAGAUUUUUAUUUACUGACUAGGAAAUGUUGACAUUGAUAGUUGCACUGCUCAACAUGAACUGGCUCGUUAGGUCAAGAAAAGCUUUGGCUUUCGGACAUUGGCCUGAGCUAUGUGAGGCUUGGACAAACACAAGGGCUGGUCCCAGUAUUCCUGGACUUGGGAGGGACCAAGAAAUCACCCAGUCAUCGUUCCCACUGCUAAUUGCAACCCAGGUCAUUUACCAACAUCAAUUAGAACAAGACUUGGCUCCACCUUUUGAUCAGAUAGCUUUUGAGGGUCUACUACUCUCGUGUGCAACAACAUAGCCAUUUGGCUAAGGCUCACCCUGGCAUCAUCAGGUGCCCAUCAUAUGGUGGAGGUUGGUUGGGUAAAUGGUUUACUUACCACCUUGGGUGUGUUACUUGGUGGUGGCUCAUCUGCAACGUGGCCACAAUUUUGGGAGAGGUAAACUGGAAAUCUUAUGCAGUCACUCCAUCCAAGCAAGGAUCAACGUCUCCAGUUGUGGAGAAAAGGAAAGGAUGCAGAAAAACAAACAAUUGGUCUGAAAAUAUGAAGGAAUGUUGGAACAGUGAAUGCACUGUUUCAUUAUCAUUUGGAAAGGGUUAUUUGAGGAUGUUCGUAAAGUUAACAGCACUCAAACCAGGAAUUUUUAAUCUAGACUUUUUCUAAAAGAUGUUCAGAAAGAUAUUUUGGUUAUUUACUAAUUAGUUUAAUAUUAAAGAAGGUACAGCAGUGGAACGUCAUUAGAGCUGUAGACUAGACUGUGUCAUUGCGAAAUAAAGAGAAUCACUUUGAUACUUAAGUUUCUGUUCUCUGUUGUGGAGAUUGGAAUCAAUGGUCAGUUUAAUUCUGUCAUGGGUUGUGGGUGUCGUUGGCCAGGCGCCAAUUUCAUGCCUAAGAGCAUAAGCAAUAAUGACAGGAGUUGGCCAUGCUGCCUCUUGAGCCCACUCUGUCAUUCAGUGAUCCACUUCAAAACCAUUUUCCUAAACGUAUCCCCAUAUCCCUUGAUAAUGCCCCACUAUUUCAGGGAAUGAGGGGGGGUGCGUAGGGGAAUGGGGAAUUACAGACCUGUUAGCUUUACUUGAGUGAUGGAGAAAAAUACCAGAAUCUAUUAUAAUGUGAUUGACUCUUAACUGCCUGGCUAGCAAUGCCCACAAUCUGUGAGUGAUAAAAGGAAUGAAUAAAGGAUGUGGUAAGCACUUGCUAUCACUUUGGCUUUGACAAAAAUAUUAGGAGCUUUUUGAAGAUGUUUCAAAGUUGAUAAAGGAGAGUCAACUGGCAUAGCAUAUGUAGAUUUUCAGAAGUCUUUUGUUUAAGUCCUUCACAGGAGGCUGAUUAAAAAUAUUAAAGCACUUGGGAUAGGACUUACUGUACAGGCAUAGAUUAAUGAUUAGCUAAGAGACCUAGGAACGGCCUCCCCUAACAUUCAGUGAGAUCAUGGCUGAUCUGUGGCCUGACUCCAAAUGCUUGUCUUUAGCCAUUAUCCCUUAAUACCUUUGUUUAACAAAUGUUUACCUAUCUCUGAUUUAAAGUUAAUAACUGAUCCAACAUCCACUGCCAUUUGUGGAAGAUAGUUCCAAACAUCUAUGACUUUCUGUAUGUAGAAGUUCUUCCUAAUAUCUCUCCUGAACUCUCCAUCUGGUCCUAAUUCUCAGAGUAUGCCCCCUAGUUCUAGAAUCCCAAAUCAUUGGAAUUAAUCUACCCUGUCUUCUUUUUAAUAUCAUGAGGACUUUAAUCAGAUCACCCCUUAGCCUAAAUUAUAGAAAAAAAAGGCCUAAUUUCCUCAUAACUUAGCCCUUGAAGUUAAGGUACCAUUCUUGUCAACCUACAUUGUACUCCCUCCAAAGCCAAUAUAUCCUUCCUAAGAUGCGGUGUCCGGAUCUGCCCGUAGUGCUCCAAGUGGGGUCUAAAGUGCGGCAUAACUUAUGCACCCUUGAGUUCCGGUCCUGUAGAUAUAAAGGCAAGCAUUCCAUUAGCUUUCUUGCUUAUUUUCUGCAUGUGAGCCCCCAAGGGUUGAACAUCCACAGGGUUUAACUUCAUACCACCUAGAAAAUACCCUGAUCCAUCUUUUCUGAGUCCCAAAUGUAUAACCUCACACAUGCUUACUUUGGACUCCAGCUGCCACCGUUUUGCCCAUUCAUUUAGCUUGUCAAUAUCUCUUUUAAUUUUAUGUAUCAUCUACACUGUCUUCAAUGCCGCCUAACUUUGUGUCAUCAAUAAAUGUGGAUAUUUGAAUUGUCAUUAUCCAAGCCACUGGUAAAUGAUGUGAAUAAUUGAGGCCCUAACACAUAUCCUUAUUGGGCACCACUGCUCACAUCCUGCCAAGUUGAGUACCUGCCCAUUAUCCCUACUUUCUGCCAUCUGGCACUCAACCAAUAUCCCAGCCAUGUCAGUGAUUUACCCUCAGUUCUGUGUACUUUUACCUUUGUUAACAACCUUUCAUGUGGGACUGUGUUUUGGAAGUCCAUAUAAACAGUAUCCAAAGACAUUGCCCUGUCCAUUUUUCCUCAACCUCAAUUUGGUGAGGUUCAAUGGCAGAAAACAGAGUAGGAAUAAAUGGGUAGUCUCAUAUUCUCACAUUGGCAGCUUGUAACUAACAGGGUGCCAUAAGGGUCAGCACUUGGGCCCAAAUGUAAUAUUUUCAAAUUUGCAGAUGAUGAAAAGUGGAGGGGCUUUUGUGGUGCAGUGGCAUUGACCCUGCCCUCUGGACUAAGAGGCCUGGGUUCAGGUCCCACCUGCUCCAGGGACAUUAAUAUUGUCUCUGGACAGCUAUAAAAUGGCUUCAGGAGGACUUAGUGAAUGGAUAAGAGAAUACCAGAUAGAAUAUCAUGUGAAAAAAUGUGAAGUUAUCCACUUUGGUAGGAAGAAGAGAUUAUUUUUUAAAUGGGAAGAGGUUGGAAUGUGUCAGUGUAUGGAGGGACCUGUAUGUCCUUAUCAAUAAGUCAGUGAGCUGGAGAAACCUAUUAAAAAGGACAGCACGGUGGCUCAGUGGUUAGCACUGCAGCCUUACAGCACCAGGGACCCAGGUUUGAUUCCAGCCUCGGGUGACUGUCUGUCUGGAGUUUGCAUGUUCUCCCUGUGUCUGCGUGGGUUUCCUCCGGGUGCUCCCUUUUCCUCCCACAGUCCAAAGAUGUGCAGGCUAGGUGGAUUGGCCAUGCUAAAUUGUCUGUAGUGUUCAGAGGUGUGUGGGUUAUAGGGGAAUGGGUCUGGGUGGGAUGCUUCAAGGGGCAGUGUGGACUUGUUGGGCCGAAGGGUCUGUUUCCACACUGUAGGGAAUCUAAUCUAGUCUAGUCUAAAGAAAGUUAAUGGAAUGCUUUCUAUUAUUGCAAAAGGAUUUAAGGACAAUGUAGUGAAAUUUUGCUUCAGUUGUAUAGUAUUGUUAGACCACACCUAGCAUGCUGUGUGCAAUUUUGUUCUCCUUGUCUCAAGAAAGGUAUUGUUGCCAUAGAACAAACUUGUUCCCAGGAUAGUGGGAUUAUCCUCUGAAGCAAGAGAGGUUAACUGAGCUUGAAUUCUCUCGGGCUUCAAAGAAUGAGGUGUGAUGUCAUUGAAACUUACAAAAUACUUAAAGCGAUAGGCAGGGUAGAUGCAGGUAAGAUAUUUCCCCUGGUUGUGUAAUCUGGAACCAGGAGGUGUAAUAUUGAAAAUAAGGGGGAAUGCCUAUAAAGUCUGAGAUGAGGAGCCAUUUUUGAAAUUCUCUGGCACAGAGGGCUGUGGAAAGUCAGCCUUUGAGUAUGUUCAAAGUAGAGAUUAACGGACUGAUUACUAGUGGCAUACAGGAUUAUUGGGAUAGGGUGGAUAAAAGGCAUUGAAGUAUUCAAUUUGCUAUGAUCCUGUUGAAUGGUUGGACAGGCUUGAUGGUCUGAAUGGCCCACUCCUGUCCCUGUGUCUUUAGGAUCUAAAAGAAAUCUCAAUGACUAUCUGUCUUAAACGUGCUCAAUGACUGAGCUUCCACGGGCUUCUGUGACAGAGAACUCUGAAGAUUCACCACCAUCUGAAUAUGAAGAAAUUCUCUCCAAGCUCGGUCCUGAAUGGUCUCUAAUUCAGAGACUGUGUCCUCUGGAUCCAGGACCACCUAGCCUGGGGGAAACAUCCUUCCUUCAUCCACCCUUUUGAACCCUGAAGAAUUUUAUGUUUGAAUAAUAUCAUCUGUCAUUCUUUUAAACUCCAGAGAAUUGCCCCUGAAAAGGUGGCAGUCAGUUGCUUUCUUAAACCUCUGUAGUCCAUUGUUGCAGGUACAUCUACUAUACCCAUGGGAUAGGAAUUCCAGAAUUUAGAUUAAGUGACUGUGAGCUAUAGCAGUAUGGUUCCAAGUGGGUAUGGACUACUAAAUGAAGUGGAACUUAGGGGCAUGAUGUUGCCAUUGCAUCUCCUCUUUCUAGGUAGAGGUUGUGAGUUUGAAAGCUACAGUCUAAGAGUGUCUGGGCAAGUUGCUGCAGUGCAUCUUGUAAGUAGUACACACUGCUGCCACCCUGGUGGAUGGUGCGCCAGUCAAGCAUGCUACUUUGUCCCAGAUGGUUUCAAGCUUCUUUGGUGUUGUUGGUCCCAUCCUCAAUUAGGCAAGUGGAGAGUAUCCCACACACUCUUGAGUUGUGCCUUGUAGGUGAUGAACGGGCUUUGUAGAAUGAGCGGGUGAGUCAUCGCUCCACUAAAUUCUCAGUCUCUGAGGGAGUAAUUUACCUCCAGCCUCUCACACAUCUGACUGAUUAAAGGUGGGCACUGAAAAUUUAUGCCAUCAACCAGUUGCCCAACACAAGUAAAAUGUCAGCUGUGACUAAGUACCUUCUACUGAUCAAUUUAAUAAGCAUCAGACAUGAGGUUUUCCCACAGUUCUUCUGGUGUUUUUUUACACAAAUAGAAUGAAAUUGAUCAAAUGAGCAUGAAAUAUCAUAGAUUUUCAAGCAUUUGGUUAUAUUUCAUGCAAUUUUCUGAAAUUUCAUGUCACCGCUUGUCACUUUAUAAAGCAUCAUUGUUGGAAUGAUGCCUGCCUGUGAAACCAGCUACAUUUCCAGGACGAAUCGUACAUCAGUGGGAGAUCCCACUAACUGUAUAUGGUUUUAAAGAAGCUCUGAAAUUUAAUAUGCUUUUGGGGUGUAAGGCCACUCAAGACACAUAUUAAAAACCUUUCAAUAUAUAUUUUAAAAUUUGCUGGGGAACUAUCCCAACGAAAUUGCAAAUGGAUCUGUAUGUUUUUAAGUCAUUUUCAUUCAUCAAUAAAUACUUUUGUUAAAGUCAUGCAUUUACAAUAUGGUUAGGGUUAUUUACUUUUAGUGGAGAAACCACAUUUCAGUUGUACUAAACUGCAACUUAUUAUUCUUCAAUAUAUCAAGGAAUAUUUUUAAAACAUUAGCUUUUUUCAAAGAGUUACAGUUGAAAUGCCAAAUUGAGAGUUUGGGAUAGAUUUGCAUUCAGUUUUUCAAAAAAUUCACUAGUGGGGCAUGAGUACUGGUGGUUGGCAGUUAUUGCCCAUCCCUAGUUGCCCUUGAGAAGGUUGUGGUGAGCUGCCUUCUUGAACCACUGCAACCCGUGCACUGUAGGGUGACAAUGUUGUUAAGGAGGGAACUUAGGGAUUUUGAUCCAUUGACACUGAAGGAACAAAAUGCUGGAAUUGAAUUUGAAUGACAACUCUGAAAACAAAGGGUUUCUCAACUCUAGUGCAACAUUGGCUGCAAGUUGCUGAUUGCACCCAUAGCAGAAAUUCUCUUCCUUGAUUUGUUUUGGUCAGUCAACUUAGGCUUUCAGCUAGCCAACUCAAAGCAGUGCAUUCUGUCAUAGAGCGGUCUUGCAAAAGGGUUGUUUUUGUUGAAAAAACAUACUUUUUUAUCUGUCAGAUUCCUUUGCAGGCUCACAGUUUCAUAGAAACAGAAAAUAGGAGCAGCAGUAGGCCAUUUGGCCCUUUGAACCUGCUCCACUGUUCAAUGUGAUCAUCCAACUUAGUACCCUUUUCCAGAUUUAUCCCUAUACCCUUUGAUGCCUUUAGCCUGAAGAACUAUAUCUAUCUCUCCCUUGAGAACAUUCAAUGUUUUGGCCUCAACUGCUUUCUGUGGCAGAUAAUUCCAUACGCUCACCACUUCUUGGCAGAAGAAAUUUAUUUUCAUUUCAGACCAAGUGGGUCGUUCUGUGCUAUUAACUUAGGGGUCAGUUAGCUCAGUUGUCUCAAUGGCAUUGCUGCAAUGCAAAGUAAUGCCAACAGCAUGGGUUCAAUUCCUGCAUUGGCUGAAGUUACCAUGAAAGAUUCUCCUGCUCAACCUCUCCCCUUGCCUGUGGCAUGGUGACCUUCGUGUUAAUACCACCACCAGUCAUGUCACAUUAAUGAAAGAGCAGCCCUUUAGUUCCCAUAUGAUUAAGGCACCUUUAUCCUUAAACUGUAACCCCUGAUUCUGGGAAAAAAAACAUUUUCAUAAGCAUGUUGUGAGCUUAGAUAGUGCGGAUUGUUGGUUACAUUUCCUUUACAGCUUUUAAAGGCCAUCGUGCUAUUGCUAAUGUCCUAGCUGUGCGCAUCUUAAUGGUUUUGCUGAAGAGAAAACGUAAACAGAAGUGUAACUGACAUUUCCUUCCUUAAGCCGAAUACUGCUGAGGCCUGUCCCAGAGAGCUCCACUGCCCACUAUAACCAGUCAAUGACUAUAUCUGAACACAAACAGAAAGGGUAAUGGAAACAGAUACAGUAAUGACUAAGGAAAUAUGAUACAUGAACAAUGAAUCAAAUAGCCUUUACUUUUUUCUUGGGAUGUGGAUGUCACUGGCAAGGCCAGCAUUAUUAAGGUUAUUAACCUUAUUUAUCCCCCUCAUGAUUUUGUAAAAUUCUAUAAGGUCACCCCUCAGCCUCCGACACUCUCAUGAAAGAAAUUCCAGCCUAUCCAGCCUCUCCUUAUAACUCAAACCCACCAGUCUAGGUAACAUCUUUGUAAAUCUUUUUUGUACCCUUUUCAGUUUAAUAACAUCUUUCCUUCAGCAGAGUGACCAGAAUUGUCUGCAGUACUCUAAAAGUGGCCUUACCAGUGUCUUUGUAACAUUACAUUCCAACUCCUGUAGUCAGCACUCUGAACAAUGAAGGCAAGUGUGCCAAAUGCUUUAUUUACCACCCUGCAUAAGAUAAUCGUGCACAGCAUUGUAGACAUUGUAUUACCAUGGAUCGAGGAUUGGCUAACUAACAGGAAGAAAAUAAUGGGAAUAAAUGAGUGUUUUUCUGGUUGGCAAUCAGUGACUAGUGGUCUGCCUCAGACAUCAGUUCUGGGACUGCAAUUGUUUAUAAUUUACAUGGAUGAUUUGGAGUCAGGGAACCACGUGUACUGUGUCAAGGUUUGUCGUUGAUACUAAGAUGAGUGGUGGGGCAAAGUAUGCAUACGACUCAGGAAGUUUGCAGAAGGUUAUAGAUGUUUACGUGAGUGGGCGAGGGUCUGGCAUAGAAUUCAAUGUUGAUAAAUGUGAAAUCAUCCAUUUUGGCAAAAAUAACAGUAAAAGGGAAUAUUUUUUCAAUGGUAAAAGAUUGGAGCAUGCUGCUCUGCAGAGGAAUCUGGGUAUCCUUGUGCAUGAAUCGCAGAAUGUUGGUUUGCAAGUACAACAGCUAAUUAAGAAGACAAAUGGAAUUUUGUCCUUCGUUGCUACAGGGAUUGAGUUUAAAAGCAGGGAGGUUAUGUUGCCACUGUAUAGGGUGCUAGUGAGGCCACACCUGGAGUACUGCAUGCAGUUUUGGUCUCCUUAAUUGAGAAAGGAUGUACUGGCACUGGCGGGGGUGCAGAGGAGAUUCACUAAGUUGAUUCCAGAGUUGACAGGUUGGCUUAUGAGGAGAGAGUGAAUAAACUGGGAUUAUAUUCAUUGGAAUUUAGAAGAACAAAGGGGGAAUCUUACAGAAACAUACAAAAUUAUGAAAGGAAUAGGUAAGAUAGAAGCAGGGAGGAUGUUUCCACUGGCAGGUGAAACUAGAACAAGAGGGCACAGGCUCAAAAUUAGGGGGACCAGAUUUAGGAUUGAAUUGAGGAGCAACUUUUUCACCCAACAGGUCGUGAAUCUGUGGAAUUCUCUGAGGCUUCCUCAUUGGAUGCUUUUAAAGCUGAGAUAGAUCAUUUUUUAAUUGUAAAGGAAUUAAGGGUUAUGAUGAAAGGGUGGAAAAGUGGAACUGAGGCCAUGAAAAGAUCAGCCAUGAUCUUAUUGAAUGGCAGAGCAGGCUUCAAAGGGACAGAUGCCUUGGUCCUGCUCUUGGUUCUUAUGUUCUAUGUUCUGCCUACCUGUGACACCACUUUCAGGGAACUUUAUACUGCACCCCAGGCCUCUGUUCAACAGCACUCCCAGGUUCCUACCAUUAAUUUUAAAAAAUCUUCCUGGGUAUCUUUGUUCCUAAGAUGGCACCAUAAGUGACAAAUUGUGAACUUUUCACUGUAGUUAUUUCAGUACAUUACAAUAAAGCUAAUUCAAAUUGCCGCUCAUUAUUAGGCCUUGAACUGAAUGGCUUACCAAGCCAUUUCAGAAGGUGGUUAACAUGCAGCCACAUUGCUGUGGCUCUGGAGUCUGAGUGGGCCAGAACAGGUAAGGAUGACAAAUUUUCUUUCCCUGAACGGGAUCAGGUGGGUUUCUGGCAGUAAUCAAUGAUAGUUUUCUGGUCAGCAUGAGAGAGACUAGUUAUCAAUUGUAGGUCUACUAAUUGAAGUUGAACCCACUAUCUCUAGACCAUUAGGGAGCUCUGGUGUAUUGAUCCAAUGACAUUACCACUUUGCUACUGUCAUCCUCCGGGUCAGUUUAUGAGCUAUGAUCUUUUUAGCUGACAAGGAAGUAUGGACGAGAACAUGGCAAGGAAGUAACUGAGGGAAAAAUGAUUAAAUAAAAAAUUGUGAUGUCCAGCUAUGAAAUGAUAAAACAAAAUUUGCAAAAUACCUCAUAUUUAUUAGAAAUUUUAUACUGACAUUUAAAGUUUAACAAUAAAUACAUUGCUGAU